Messenger RNA from Vittaforma corneae ATCC 50505, 783 nucleotides. RefSeq lists its product as uncharacterized. Bases 1 to 783 code for a protein of 260 amino acids. The transcript has a single exon. Gene Ontology annotation, cellular component: cytoplasm. The record is from RefSeq and is a predicted model, not a curated record. NCBI's taxonomy places the organism in Eukaryota, Fungi, Microsporidia, Nosematidae.
AUGUUUUAUCUAUUAUUUUAUAUCAUCAUAAACAAACUGAUAUACCCCAUGCUCACAAACUAUGUUUUUGGAAGAGAUUCAGGAAUCUGGGCAGAGAGUUCGGAAAAGUGGGACGAAGCUCACUCCAGCUGGAAGAUAGUUGGCCACGAUCCGAGACGGAUUCUAAGAGAUGAGGUAUGUCUUCAGGACAUGUCUCAGGAAAAGAUGUCCCAGGAAAUAUUCCAUAAAUCAUCAAUAGAACAUAUCUUUGAAUAUGAGGGGAGUUUUGAUAUUACAGACAACACGUGUAUUGUAGAUAGUAUACAAGGCCACUGCCAUGAUAGCGGCCAUUGCGCCAGGAAUAUAUGCUCUGUGGAGAAUAUAUACUAUCUGGUGUCGUAUACUUCUGGCAAGACAUGCACUGCAUCUUCAAAAUUCAGGAUAGAUCCUGACCUGUAUGUCAUAAUUGAGGCCGAUAGGGGAGAGGACUGUGUUCAGGUGAAGGAGAGAAUAAAGGGCGCUGCAGGAGAAGUAAAAAAAAUUUUAAGAAAAGCAACACAGAAAGACAUUGAUAUUUUGGAGAAGAAAAAAGCCCAGGAGAUCAAGGCAAUUGACAAAUGUAAUUUAUUAGUGAGGGAAAGAGGUCUUCCAAUGGAGAUAACGGGAUGUGAGUAUCAAUGGGACAUGAAGAAGAUAACAUUCUAUUUUGUGAGUGACAGAAGAGUGGAUUUUAGGGAGCUAGUUAAUGAUCUGUUCAAAUACUUCAAGGUAAGAAUAUGGAUGAGUAUGGAAAACAGAAAAUGA